This is a messenger RNA of Cryptomeria japonica (Japanese cedar), 1736 nucleotides long. Its product is annotated as fasciclin-like arabinogalactan protein 12. The record is from RefSeq and is a predicted model, not a curated record. The coding region runs from base 643 to 1446 and encodes 267 amino acids. The transcript has a single exon. Lineage: Eukaryota; Viridiplantae; Streptophyta; Pinopsida; Cupressales; Cupressaceae.
CUACGCAAAGCUGUGAUUUUGCCAUUUCAUCUUCCGGGACAGUGACCUAGGCCUUACUAAAAGCAAUGAGUGUACACCCAUUUGAGUGUCCUGUUGUGGGUAUUUAGUAGCCAGAGCACAUAAGCUUUGCAGCAUUCUAGUAGCUUGGAUUGAGUGGUUCCAGAGCAAUCUAGAUUGAAAUGAUUGGUUCCAGAGCAUUCUAGCUUGUAGCUUACUACACUUUGGUAGUAGAGGUUAUAAACCCUUGGAGUGUGCUGUUGUGGGCAUUGUCUAUCAAAGUUCAAUAGUAUCACAGUUUGGAUUGAUUGCUUUCAGGGCGUUCUAAUUUCUUUAGCUCAUUAUACUUUGUUCCUUUGUGAUUCUGCAUCCUUAGCUGUAAAGCCCAUCCAAUUUAUUGACCUGCCCAAUUCAUUGGAGAGCAAUCUGGUUUCAGGGAAUUUAGGUUAGAUUGAUCAACUACAUUGCUCUUUUUCGUGAUUUCUCAAGUCAUUGCAAAGCCUUUUCAAGUCAUUGCAACAUCUACCCAAUUCAUCAGAUUAAAACAUACUAGCUUGAGUUUAUUUCAAAACCUAUCCUAUCCAAUUUCUUACAACACCGACCCUAUCCAUCAGAAGGAGUACAUCUUCACCCAGUUGAGUUCACAUGGAGUUUGUGUUGCCAAUCUGCAUCCUCUUUAUGUUGGCAAAUGUGGGUGCCUGCACAGAGGUACGAGAUGUGGGCACACACAUUGUUUCUCUGGCCAAUGCACCAGUGAGUCCUCUUUCCCUGUCUCCUGCCCCUGCCCCUGCUCCUCCUCCUGCACCACACUUUGUCAAUAUCACAGAUGUUCUGCAACAAGCAGGGCAAUUUAAGACCUUUCUGAGCCUCUUGAAGGGCAGCCAGGUGGAGAACCAGUUGCAGACACAGGCCAAUAAUACACAACAGGGCCUCUCUCUCUUUGCACCUUCUGACACUGCCUUUGCUUCUCUGAGGCGGGAAUAUAAAGCCAUGAUUAACAAGCUCACUGACCAGCAAAAAACUUCUCUUUUGGAGUAUCAUGCAGUCCCUACAUUUUACAGUUUAGGCCAAUUUCAAAGCUUGAGCAGUCCUAUUUCCACAAUGGGUCCUUAUAAGUUCAAUGUCAGUGCUUUUGGAGCUCAAGUGAACAUGUCUACGGGCUUGGUUAAUGCUCCUAUCAGUAGCAGCAUUUUCUCUCAGAGUCCAGUAGCAGUGUACGAGGUUGAUAAGGUGUUGCUUCCCGAAGAAAUAUUUGGCCUUCCAAUUCCUACUCCUGCCCCAACUCCAGAGCCAGUCUCUGCUCCUGAAUCUGCCAUGGCUCCUACUGAUGGAACUUCUGCAAAAUCCCCUGACUCUAGUUCUGAUCAGUCAGAUGCUGCUUAUAAAAAUGCAUUUGUCAUUCAUUCCGUGCUCCUCAUGUUUGGAGUAUUUCAAGUUCUACUUUGGUAAUCCAUGCCUCAUUGGUGUAGGGCAAGUGGCAGCCCAUCAGGACCAACACACAAACAAAUCUCUGCAGCAUUGAAGUGAUUAUUCACUACCCGUUUUUCCAGCUAUUGAAAGUUUUUCAGGUUUAAUUUGAACAGCUUAGAUGAUGAUAAGAGACCGAAUAGAUGAACGACAUAGAGUGAUCUCUGAUGGUGGGAAGCAACUAUAGACUUAUCAUGUUUGGCAGCUGUGAAUAAAAGAAUCAUGAAAAGUAUAGAACAGAUUAUUUUAUUUUAAAGAAUUUAAUUGAUGUA